Ochotona princeps (American pika) is the source of this 2808-nucleotide messenger RNA. RefSeq names its product HMG-box transcription factor 1 (gene HBP1). The coding region runs from base 68 to 1744 and encodes 558 amino acids. The transcript has 11 exons. The record is from RefSeq and is a predicted model, not a curated record. Lineage: Eukaryota; Metazoa; Chordata; Mammalia; Lagomorpha; Ochotonidae. Gene Ontology annotation, biological process: regulation of transcription by RNA polymerase II. Gene Ontology annotation, molecular function: DNA-binding transcription factor activity, RNA polymerase II-specific; RNA polymerase II cis-regulatory region sequence-specific DNA binding; protein binding. Gene Ontology annotation, cellular component: nucleus.
AAGUCAACACAUGCCCGCCCCCCAAGACGGGCCACGAUACCACCCAAUGGCAAAGUAGAAAACACGAAUGACAGUUCCCCUGACCAAUGAGAUGGCGAGAAAGCUGAGCGGCGGUUCAACCCUCGGGGGCUUGAGGGGAGGGGGAAGGCGAAGCUUGAAAGACUUGGUAAUGGCGACGGGUUUGUCGGAGCACCAUAACAUGGUGUGGGAAGUGAAGACAAAUCAGAUGCCUAAUGCAGUACAGAAACUCCUGCUGGUAAUGGACAAGAGAGCUUCAGGAAUGAAUGACUCACUGGAGUUGCUGCAGUGUAAUGAGAAUUUGCCAUCCUCGCCUGGAUAUAACUCCUGUGAUGAGCACAUGGAGCUUGAUGACCUUCCUGAACUUCAGGCUGUUCAGAGUGAUCCUGCCCCAUCAUCCAUAUAUCAGCUAAGUUCUGACGUUUCCCAUCAAGAAUAUCCAAGACCAUCCUGGAACCAGAAUACCUCAGGUGUAUCGGAAAAUACGUACCGUGAAAAUGAGGUGGACUGGCUAACAGAAUUAGCAAAUAUUGCCACCAGUCCACAGAGUCCCCUGAUGCAGUGCUCAUUUUACAACAGAUCAUCUCCUGUACACAUCAUAGCUACUAGCAAAAGUUUACAUUCCUAUGCACGCCCUCCACCUGUGUCGACAGCUUCCAAGAGCGAGCCGGCCUUCCCUCACCACCACUGGAAGGACACAGCACCAGUCAGACAUGAAAGGGCAAACAGUGAGUCAGAAUCUGGCAUUUUCUGCAUGUCCUCCCUGUCAGAUGAUGACGACUUGGGAUGGUGCAAUUCUUGGCCUUCAACUGUUUGGCACUGUUUCUUGAAAGGCACACGUCUGUGCUUUCAUAAGGGAAGCAAUAAGGAAUGGCAGGAUGUUGAAGAUUUUGCUAGAACUGAAGGUUGUGAAAAUGAGGAUGACCUCCAAAUGAGCACUCACAAGGGCUAUGGUUCUGAUGGUCUAAAGUUGUUAUCACAUGAAGAAAGUGUGUCAUUCGGUGAAUCUGUACUGAAGUUGACUUUUGAUCCUGGUACAGUAGAAGAUGGCUUACUUACCGUAGAGUGUAAACUGGACCACCCUUUCUAUGUUAAAAAUAAAGGUUGGUCAUCAUUUUACCCAAGCUUGACUGUGGUGCAGCAUGGCAUUCCAUGUUGUGAAGUCCACAUUGGCGACGUCUGUCUACCUCCUGGACACCCCGAUGCCAUUAAUUUUGAUGAUUCAGGGGUUUUUGAUACAUUUAAAAGCUAUGACUUCACGCCCCUGGACUCCUCUGCGGUGUACGUGCUGAGCAGCAUGGCCCGUCAGCGCCGUGCGUCUCUCUCUUGCGGAGGACCUGCUGGCCCAGACUUGGCAGCAUCUGGACUGAGUAAGAGCUGUGGCUCGCCAGGAUCCUCACAGCUCUCUUCCAGUUCUUUGUAUGCUAAAGCUGUCAAAAAUCACAGCUCAGGGACUGUGAGCACCACUUCUCCUAACAAGUGCAAAAGACCAAUGAAUGCCUUCAUGCUUUUUGCCAAAAAAUACAGAGUUGAAUAUACUCAGAUGUACCCAGGGAAAGAUAACAGAGCCAUAAGUGUGAUCCUUGGUGACAGGUGGAAGAAAAUGAAGAAUGAAGAGAGAAGGAUGUACACAUUGGAAGCAAAGGCUUUGGCGGAAGAACAGAAACGUUUAAAUCCUGACUGUUGGAAAAGGAAAAGAACCAAUUCAGGCUCACAACAACAUUGAACCAGGAUGCUUAUGUUCUUAAGUCUGUAUAUUUGCCUAAACAUUGACUCGUGACUUAAGAGGAUCCGCGGUCUCACCAUCUGUCCUGAGCUAAUGGGAUGACCGUAAGACACUGAUAAGCAUUGAGUCCUGAAAUGGUUUUAUUAUAUGAGUGAAGAUUUGCUUUCUCCAUUAGAGCAUUAAGUAAGCUAAAACUAUCAACAUUGUAAACCAAAUUGCCUUAUUUUCCUUCCAAACUUCAUAUAUGUCUAUCAGGUAAUAUAGGCUUGAAAUUGAUAUCCUGUGGUGCUAAAGUACAGUAGAAAGAGAGAUGUGUAUACAUGUUUUAUUUUAAAUUGUAUGAAAGGAGAAUUCAAAAUACGUAACUGCUGUUAUUGGCUCCUUCCUGCUUAUGAAUCCGUAUUGUACACAUGAUGGAAUGGAGCAGGAGCUGGGAGGCGGCCUUCCUGGCACCCUCACGUGGCCCAGCAUCUGUGCCAAACACAGGCGCUCUUCAGCUGGGCUGGUGCCAAGACUGCCCGAACAUGUGGCAGGAGGAAGGGGUCAGCAUCCCAGUGGAAGGGCCACCUAGUGCAGUUACCGUGAGCAAUGCGGAGUUUAUGCAGCAGGUGGCAGCACCCAGCCAUUUCCAAUGGAGACCUAGCCCAGGCCAAGGUAAACUUAGUUAAUAGCAUUGGGAUAUAGUCACUGUAAUGGUGCUAUUAACAGUUUGACACCAUUGUAUUUUUUAACUUUGUGCUCUGUAUCUCAGCCACGUAUGUUAAAUAUAUUUUGUCAUCGUAUCUUUAUGGUGGGGGCAGACUCUGCACUUGUCACAGUGCAACACUUGCACUUUACUUUUCCUCCCGCUGGCUCAAGCUACAGCAAAUACACUGGCAGUACAGCUGCUUUUGCUCUGAGCUACAAUCAUGGCUUCUUCUGUUACUUACCACGUGGUGUUUCUGGUUAGCAAUCACAGCUGUAAAAUCAAUUUCAGUUCAUUACACUUCUUCAUAAUGUUGCCCCUAAAUUUUGCACACUAUAUUCUUGUAUAUUAUUUCAAAUAAAAUGAGAAAAAAGUUUUA